Hymenoscyphus albidus is the source of this 571-nucleotide messenger RNA. The record is from the annotation of a GenBank genome assembly. NCBI's taxonomy places the organism in Eukaryota, Fungi, Ascomycota, Leotiomycetes, Helotiales, Helotiaceae.
AUGACGCCAAACCGAGUUCGUAAAACGGUCAGAAUUGGCACGUGCCUGCGCCAACUCGGAGAUAUUGUACGAAAUAGAUUUCGAGAUGAUCAACAUCUUACAGCCUGUAGCGACGGGCUCGCUGAUCCAAGCAUUUCCAAAUUUCCACCAAGCUGAGGAACAGAAUUGAUUGCACGAAGCGACCCGGUCUAGACAGCAACCCUUGACCCGUUACUAAGAAGAAUAAGACCAACGUUACAUUAUUGAUUAUUGCUCUACAGAGCGCGUCGCUGCCCUAAAACCAUCUCUGAACGGUCAUCGUUCCGGCUACGACGAUCAAAAGAUGUCAAGCAAACCAGUGAAGGCCCCGAGCCUUCUCACGAUUCAUGAAGCAGGCGAUCGCGAUACUGAAUUGGCAUUGAAACAAUUGAUCGUUGUUUCUCUCCACCCACUGAAGAAGAUCUCGUCCAAUGGACGGAAGGCCCGUAACAAAGCCGACCGAGGACUGGGGAAAACAGCCGCAUGCCAUGGUACCCAGGAUUCCAUGAACGUGGGGGGAGUGCGCGACACCAAAGCUCAAAGUUAUUUUUGA